ACACAUAAACUCAUGCAUACGUUAUACACCAGUCUGGAGAGUGAUGAAUCAUCAUCAAACGCGACUAUAUAAGAUAGUGUAGUGUUACACUCAAGUAGACCUUGAACACUAGAAAAUUCGUGUGAUGAUCGGGGGUAAAAUAAAAGCCUAAUAUUCUGUUGGAUUCAAACCAAUGGCCUUUGAGUUACCAAUCUCUUGGUCUACUAACUUAACUACUAGACCCAGUGUGAAGGUCAUUCAGCAAAACAAGUUUCAUUGAAGGUGUAGUGAACAAGAGAAAAAACGAUUCCCUCAGCAUAAACUCAAUCAAACCUUUAUUGUCUUAAGGAUUGGGAACUACUUUCACUAGGGUGCAAUCACAUAAAUCUAUCUUAUGAAGGUUUAGAAAAAACAACAAAUUCUAAUAGUGAAAACUUUAAUCCACCUAGCAAAACACCUGAUGGACCAUCUACUCAUGCUCAUGUAAAUCAAAUAUUUCUUAAUCAACCGCCAAGUCCAAGUCUUCCAACAACUUUAUCCUCAUCUCGUUUACAUUCACAAUCAUCUGUAUACUAUUGGACAGGAAAUUCUUCCAGUCCAUCUUCACCUAAUCAUGGUGUAAAUGUAGCACAUAUGACAAGUUACCCGCCUCCAUCAUCAUCACCAUUGACAACGUCAACAACAACAACAACAAUAAACAAUAAUGGUAAUCAUGUUGAUACAACCAAUUCAUCGUAUGCUGCAAAACCUCCUGCUCCAAAUACUUCGUCAACACGCCUACUGAACAAAAAUCCACUGGUCACUUUGAAUGGAAAUAGUGCUAACAAUGUCGUCAUUCAUAAACAGAUGUCUAGUAAACCGUCAAAUCAUGUGUCUUUCAAUCUGCAGAAUUCUCAAGAAGCCACAGCUGAAAAUGACUUGAGUAGUCUACUCAGAGAACUUGAAGUGGUUGAAGAGAAAAUGAAAGAAUUAGAACAAGAGAAUAAUCAAUUUACUAGACGCUACAGUCUCGCAUCAUCUUCGAAUGGGAAACGUACAAACUACCCUGUUUCUGAACAGUCUACAGUAGAAAAUCCAACCUCUACUGCAAUUAUCAUUGACCAACCUGUAGUUUCCCUUUCAGUCCCAGUUAGAAAAGGAAGUUUAAAUAAAGACAAUGGAUUUCAUUGUACAGAAUGGGCUGUUAAAUUAAACCAGGAUGAAUAUGAUGAGAGUAGAUUUAUGAAAAAAGACUCCUCACCGUCACCACCUCCUCCACCGCCUGCAUUUCUUGGAGCUGGUGAUGCAUGUGUAAGUCCGACAAAUUCACCGCCGAGUUCUUCAUACUCUCCACAUUCACAAUUGGUCCAGCAGUUACAUAAUACACAUCAACAAAUACAGCAAUCCCAUCAACAAAACCAACUAAGACAUGAAGGACCCUGGCGUGUAUUACCGUCCAACAAUCCAGUGAAUGGAACAAAACUACAUCCAGUAAAUUCAUGUGAUAACAGUUUCGAUGAUAAAGAUCGGCAAGUAACUCAACCGCAUAGAACAUCUCAGCAAGCCCCAGUGUACAAUUCACAUUCAUAUCAGAAUUUCGAAACUCAAAAGCAGCUCAUUAACGAGUUGAGAGGACUGUACAGGAAUUCAAGCACAAAAGCACAAUCACAGUAUCCUAUUGAAUCCAAUCUCAGAAAACAAAUGAAUUAUCCGAAUGCUUCACCUAGUUCAUCACCUCCUGAUAAUUAUCGACAAAACGUGAACUCUUAUGCUCUGACAUCAGCAUCCGACCAACAUGAUUUCGAUAAAACCAAUAGUAAUAAUAAUAAUAAUAAUAACCACACAUAUGUCAGUUCAAAAAGUUCAGAUGUUUAUCGUUCAUAUGGAUCUUUAAUGACAAAUCAAGGGACAAAUAACUCUGAUCCAGGAAUAAUAAAGGAUGGAGAUUGUGAAGAUGAUGAAGAAGAAAAUAUCACUGUCAGUGGAAAUGGUAGUUGGACACCUGAUCAAAUUUUUAUUCGACGUGAAUGUUUAAAGGCUAAUUCAUUAGCUGCAAGACGAGGUGGUAGUGAUGGUCUAUCGAAUUCAAUGAGUCCUGAGAGUUCAUUAUCAGAUAAAUCAGGAUCAGAGGCUAAUGAACUGAAUCGUCUUCAGAUGUCGGAUAGUUCAGAGAGUGGUAAGCAAAACAAUAAAUUGGUUGUACGUGUUUUCCGUCCGGAUAGGACAACCAAAGCGAUAUUAAUUGACCAUCAUAUGACUGCUGGUGAAGUUGCUAGUAUGAUGAUUGAAAAAAAUUUCUUACAACCAUCUGUACAUUUAACUUUGGUAGAAAAAGUUCCUGCCUUAAAAAUAGAGCGAGUUUUUGAAGAACAUGACCUGUUAUCUGAUUGCAUUCUAGCAUGGCCGACAAAAAGUCAAAAUAUGAUAUUUUUUGAGGAACGACUUGAUCAUUUUGGUCUUCUUGAAUCUCCUGACCACUGGAUUGGUGAAGAAAGUACCUCGAAACAAGCUUUCCGUAGCGCUGAAGCUAUUCAGACCAUGCUGAAUAAUAUUGAUAGUAAUGGCUUUCCUGAAUGGCGCGAUUACUUGUUUAUACGAAAACCUGGUGAUAAAUCAUGGUCACGUCGUCUGUGUGUUCUAAGAAGUUCUGGUCUAUACACUUCAAGCAAAAACAAAAAGUCUUUCUCAUCCACAGAUCUUAUUCGUAUCCUGGUUUUGGAUGGGCCCUUAAAACUAUAUACUACAACUGGAGGUUGGUCACGCAUGCGUGCACCUACACCGCAUGGUUUCGCAUUUAAGCCUUACUCAGCGCAAGAUCCAUCCUCGAUGCAUGUGUUCUGCUUUUGUGCAACUGAUGAAAAGGCAUUACGUCAUUGGAUUAGUCGAUUGCGUAUAGCUAGAUAUGGAAGACAGUUGCUGACCGACUAUCAUAUGGCUCUUAGUCGCGUUCACCAAUUAAUCAGUCUUCGUAAUCAACUAAGCAUUAAUUCAAAUCGUUCAAGUAAUGCUAUGAUAAGUGUAAACUUACAUCCUAAAUCAUCUUUUGAUUAUCUUUCACAAUCAUCAUCAUCGAUACAUGCACCUACGGGAAGUUCAAGUAGUCUUCUAGUUUCAAGUUCUUCUCCAUCAGUUUUCCCUCGAGGAGGUGAUCCACGUUAUUCUGAAAAUUUUCAGGAUCAUCAUCAUCAUCACCAUCGACAACAACAACAACAAUACUCGUGCAGUAGACAAUCAUUACAUCCAAAUAUUCAAUCAUCAUUUUCAAUACGUCCUGUUUCUCCUCUGAGUAUUAGAGCAAGAAUGAUAUCCGAUUGUGAUAAUUCCUACCUCGUAAAUAUGAAUCAUUCUUCAGAACAAAUAAAACAUCAAAGUAAAUUUACACCGAACAUACAACAUUCUUCAGAUAGAUAUAAGUAGUAAGAUAGAUACAAGUCGUACAAAUAAUAUAUCCGUUCAAUAAUUCAAAGCUAAAAUUAUCUGAACUACUUGUGAUAAUGGAAGAAAAAAAUAAUUUUGUGAUCUCAAUAUCUAAAGAACAGACACACACACACACACAAAAUCUACGUGAGAUUUCUGUGUACACAAAGGAGGAAUAUAAUAAACCUUAAAGUUAUUUCUCUUUUCAUGUGUACUUCUUAUGUAUCUCUUCUCUUUUUCUUCCCUUGUUUAGAUGAUUUCAGAAAGUGAACAUAUACAAUCAGGUUGGAGUUUCAAAGCAUUUCUUUUUGUUCAAAAUCAAAAAAUUACCUUACUUCUUUCCUAUCAACAAUACAUUUUUUUAUUGUUACCAAUCAAAACUGUUACAGUCAAUACAGAUAUCCACUCUUUUUAUAACAGAAUUAAAUUGAUAAAUAUUCAGUUUAUGCACUUUUCUCUUUAAAGGUUAAAAACCUUAUUAUCUUCACAUAUACAUAUAAAGGUGAUUAUACAUAAAUAUUAGCGCCAAUUAGUUUCAUUUCUUUUUCACAUCAACUUACCAUAACAAAUUAUCAUUCUAAAUCAACUGACAUCACCUUGAAAUAUAUAAUUUUCAAAUAAGCACUUUACUGCUGAAAUCAAAUUUAAGUAGUAUACGGUGGUUAGACGAAAGUUUUUGAAGAAGAGUAGAUACUAACCAAGAUUCACAAAAUUUGAAACGUAAAUCAGCAAUUAAAAAUUUAAUUGUAAUUGUUAAUAUUGUCCCAAUCUUCAUCAGGUUCACUAUUUCAGAGAUCUACACAAAUUAAUCUAAUGGAUAAAUUAUUAAAGAAGAUUAAAGUUCUCAUGAUUUUGAGUUUUCAUUGUUUUUAUAACAAAAGAAAGCAAUAAAAAUACUUUCACUUCAUGUUUAUUCAUUUACUUUCGUUAUUGUACAGUUUCAUUAUUGAAAAAAAAAUACAUACUUGAUAGAAUAC
This is a messenger RNA of Heterobilharzia americana, 4352 nucleotides long. NCBI's taxonomy places the organism in Eukaryota, Metazoa, Platyhelminthes, Trematoda, Strigeidida, Schistosomatidae. The record is from the annotation of a GenBank genome assembly.